Orussus abietinus is the source of this 6762-nucleotide messenger RNA. RefSeq names its product phosphatidylinositol 4-kinase alpha (gene Pi4KIIIalpha). Gene Ontology annotation, biological process: phosphatidylinositol phosphate biosynthetic process; phosphatidylinositol-mediated signaling. Lineage: Eukaryota; Metazoa; Arthropoda; Insecta; Hymenoptera; Orussidae. The transcript is spliced from 22 exons. The record is from RefSeq and is a predicted model, not a curated record. Gene Ontology annotation, molecular function: 1-phosphatidylinositol 4-kinase activity. Gene Ontology annotation, cellular component: cytoplasm; plasma membrane. Bases 107 to 6436 code for a protein of 2109 amino acids.
GCUCUAUAACUUGUUGCUGUAGCGCUAAUGAAAUAUCGGCUUCAUACGGUAGUAUCUCUUCCAGAAGAAAUGUCACCCGACUGAUCAGUUAGAAUUAAUAGAAAACAUGGCGGCGGAUGAGAAGCUGUUCUUCUCAAAAACCGUCCGACAUUUAGCAAGAUGUCUCGCGGCAAUCAAACCUACACCGUGGGAAAAGAUAAAUCAAUUAUUCAGAAGAUGUCCCCAAGACUCUGCUCAAGGCGUGUUUCGUUUGGACCAGCGAGGUCAAGACGCAACUAUCGCGCUUGGGAUUUAUUUUUUGGAAUCUGGUCUUCAACACAAGGAUAAAAUCUUGCCCUAUCUAUUGCGGUUGUUACGUGGUCUUCCUAAAGCAGUCUGGUUGGACGAAGUAAGAUAUACGCCUUCGGAAAGAGUACCCGUAGCGGAACGCUUCAGCUUCUGCUUAAACACGUUGCUGAGUGAUGUAGCUGCUCGAAUAGAAUCUUCACGAGAAGAAAUUAUAUCCACCCAAGUAGAAAUAUUAGCAGUGUUAACCAAUCUCAUACGUGGAUCUAAAGAUCAAGAUGGUAAUAGGGGGAUGCAAGCAAAGGUGUCUUUAUGUAAGUGCCUUGUGCCGAUAUUAAUUGGAUUAGCACGGUCUAUGGGUCGAUUCGCAUGUUACGAUCCACCUCUGCUGUGUCGUAUCUUUCCACGUCCAGAGCCACCCAUUCCUGCUUCCCACGGUGAAAAUGGCAUACCAGCAGAUAAGAAGUAUCGCAAUUUUUCAAAUUUUCGUCCGAUCAUUCCGCGAUCACUCAGUGGCAAUUUAAAUCCUCAAUCAGCAAUCGAUGGCUUACAAUCUAUGUCGUCAACGGUAGACCACGAUCAUUCGUCGUCCAAAAGGCCUUCGUUACAGUGUUACCUAUCCGUGCCGUACGAUCCGGCUAUAUAUUUUUUCACUAGGUAUGGAUCAAGUUUCAAUCAGUUUCCACAAAUGAGAUGCAACGAAAGUCCCGAAAGGCGAACAGGGUUGCAAUUCAGUGUACUGCAUUUACAAAGUGUAUUGGCCCUGGCAAAAAAACUGUUGACUAAAGAUGUUUUAAAAUUUCUAGACGAGGAAGCACAACAGGUCUACAAUUCUGGUUUAGUACAAAUAUUUCCAUACCGCACGUUCAGAGAAACCAUGAAUUUAGUGAUGGUAGCUCUUCUACGUGAAUUGUUACAAAAUCAGUGCGAUUUACCGGCGCCUUUUACCCGUGACGUUCAGGAAUUCGUAAAGGGCCUGUUUCUUUCGGGCCAGACUGAGUUACAGUCACGUCAGCACGAUGCAAGUGAACGAGAAGACAUGGAUACGAAUUUCCGGACGGUCAACAAGUUUAAAGUCAAUGUCAUGGCUAACUCGGCUUGCGUGGACCUUCUAGUCUGGGCUAUCGGUGAUGAAACAGGUGCCGACAGUUUGUGUUCACGUCUCACGGAGAAGAUCAAUUCCAACCACGGACAUAAGUUGGUGUUGGCUCACAUGCCGUUGCUAAUGGUCUGCCUCGAAGGACUGGGAAAGUUGGCUCAGAAAUUUCCAAAUAUCGCUGCGACGUCUAUUUAUCAUCUACGAGAUUUUCUUGUAACUCCCUCGCCGAUCCUUCUGAAAUUGCAUAUACCGCACGGUGAUCGUUUUCUAAAAGAUCAUCGAUUUAAAGUGAUUGUUCAAGAUAAGGAGUCCAAAGCAGAUAAGAAGACUGCCUCACCGACUCAAAUGGCCUUCGAGAGGUUACGAGAUGCAGCGAUUGAGAAUCUAUGCAUCGCUCUGGAAUCAGCCCAUUCCGUAGAUCCUUAUUGUGUCCCGGCAUUGGUAGCAAGUGUCUCCAAUCGUCUCUUCACCGCGGAGGAAUGUGACAGCGAAGGAGAGGAUAAAGCAGUGAGCGAACUCAUUAAGACCAACAUCGUCAUUAUGUUGGGGCACGUUGCCGUAGCUCUGAAGGAUACCUCGAAGACGAUACUCCAGUUCUUCCAGCAACGAUUUUGCCGAGUACCAAGUGACCUGGACAUUCUCAUCGUCGAUCAGCUGGGAUGUAUGAUUAUCUCAAAGUGUGAAGUAUACGAGGAGAUCAUUCGCAUGUUCAUGACCAUCACAGUUGAAUCGAGUAGUGCAGCAUACGCUUCCAGCGACGAGUGCAAGCAAUAUCGCCACGUAUCGGGGGCUGUGAUAAAUGCACUUGCAAAUAUAGCCGCUAAUCUUCAGGGUGAGGCGGAGUUGAAUGAAUUAUUGAUUCGCCUCCUUGAGCUUUUCGUUCAGCUUGGCCUAGGUGGUAAACGUGCCAGUGACAAAGGAUCCAACAGCGUCACGACGACGAAAGCAUCCAGCAGUGCGGGCAGUUUGGGUGUGUUGAUCCCAGUGAUCGCGGUGCUCAUUCGUCGCCUGCCGCCGAUUCGACAGCCUCGGGCACGAGUACUGAAGCUCUUCAAAGACUUCUGGCUGUACUGCGUGGUCCUCGGAUUUGCGGCUGACAAAUCUCAGACCCGAUUGUGGCCGUCCGAAUGGUACGAAGGCGUCAAAGAGAUCGCCGUCAAGUCGCCCUCUCUUGUCUCGCAAACGAGCUCGCGUCUCGAGAUGCGCGAGCUACAAUACACCUCCGCGGUGAGGAACGAUAGCGUUUCGGUAAACGAGCUGCAAGAGCUGCGAAGUCAAAUAUUGAAGAUGAGUAGUCGAUCUAGCGACGUGUCAGCUUACGUGAACAAACUGCAAUUUGCCCAGUGCACUUAUCUGCUCUCCGUUUACUGGUUGGAGACGCUGAGAGUCAUGUACAGUCCGGAGCCAAGUUUACAGCCGAUCAUGGAAUACCUGAGCGAUACCGCUUUGCAGAAAGACAAGAGCGGCAUGUGGCAAUGCAUGUGCAGCGUCGGUGAAUCGGUCUUCGCGAAAUUUAAGGACGUGAUGCAGCGCAAGCCCAAGGACGAGCGGAGGGAACGAGAGCUGGAGAAUCAUGUUCAGUUGCUCCUUGUAAAUUUUAAUCACGUGCACAAACAAAUCAGACGAGUGGCUGACACCUAUCUCAGUGGGCUAGUCGACGCGUUUCCUCAUUUAUUGUGGAAUUGCAGAGUUCUCUGGAGCAUGCUGGAUAUAUUGCAAGUGCUCACCUUUUCUUUGCAACUCGACCCGAACGAAGAAUCGCCGGUACUGCGAAUACCCGGUACAGAGUUCAGCAUCCAACUGAUGGAGACGGUCGAGGCGAGAGAGAUGAUCGUGAAGGACUUCAUGGCACGUUGUAAGGGAAUCGUCCGGGAGGCCAUGAAGUGGGCCUUGCAGGCAACACGAUCGCACUUGCAGGAGUACCUGAUCAUGAUCCAGAUACCCACUUUCGCGGUGCGACAGCAAGGAGGCCUAGAGCUAGCCGUGUACUCGGUGCACGAGUUCGUUCUCUCGGUGAUCCUGGAAAUGCCAUUGCCUGCAAAUACGCUGGACAAGCGUUUGGUUGACGCGAAAACGAAGAGCUGGCUCCUGUCGAUGAUGUCUACCCGAUCCUGGUACGCGGGCGAGGUGGCCGGGAUGCUCAACCUGCCCUAUGAAGUGGCCGACGGUGAAGCCUCGAAUAAGGGCACGGACGAGGAAGUUCCUUUCACUCAUGUAUCCGAUCUGCUGAUCGAUCUGCUGACGAAGGCGGGUCGAGCCCGCGAUGACGCCCAACAUCGCGGUGCUUUGUGGCGGGCGACGGCUCUCCUCAUCGCAAUUCCGGGGAUCGACAGGAGGUUGUUGCACACGGUGGCAUUUUCGCACGUAGAGCUGUUCACCGCCGAAGCCAUGACGACAGCGGUGGAGUGCUGGAAGUGGAUCCUGACAUCGCGGCCCGACUUGAAGUUGUGCUUCCUGCAAGAGAUGCUCGCGGCCUGGCAGAGCACGGUCGACAGGAGGAUGGGUCUGUUCUCGAGGGAGGUCGUGGAAGUCAGCCCGUUGGCCGCUUAUGAAGGCUGCAAGCUCGAGCCUCAAGCACCGUAUGUCAAGCCGCACGAGAUCUGGGUAACCUUCAUUGUAGAGCUCAUAGAGACGGCCAAGUAUUGCUGCCAGGAGACCGUGGAGAUGAUCGCCAUGCUGCUGUAUCGAUCGUUACCAAUGACGGUUGGUGCGUCCGGGGAGGAACAGGGCUGGAACCGGCACAUUGCCGCGGUCGGGGUGCGCUUCAAGCUCCUCUCGUGCGGCCUAUUGCUUCUUCAAGGAGACGUCUUACCUAGGUCCUUAAGCAAAGUCGUACUGCGAGAGCGGGUAUACUCCAAUUGCUUGGAUUACUUCUGUAGAGAGAGGCAGACUCCCACGCAGAAACUCGAAGAAAUUCGCGAGGAUAUCGUCACCCUCAUACGCUUCUGGCAGGUGAUGCACAGCGAGAAGAAGUACCUGAUGGCCACUGGGGAGAGUGACUUUGACACCGUUAGGCCUCAAAGUGGACCGCCCGUGAUCGUCCAGAACGACGCGAUGAUGUUAGGGGCAUCGACCCCAACCGGGAACGACCUCGGGAAAACGUUCCCUCCGACCUCAGGGUGGAUCAACACCGUUCCUCUGUCCGUUAGCAGCAACACUCUGGGGAAACGAAGUAAUCGCAGCAAACGUGUCGUCAGCACGAGCGUAUUCGUUAAGAACUACCUGAAGAAGCGCAACCUUAUCCUCGAGUUACUAGCAGUGGAGAUAGAAUUACUACUCGUGUGGCGCAAUCCUGGCGACAGGCAAGACCUUGCUCUGCCCGGAGAAGACAGCAUCGCGGAAUGGCGCUCAAAGGCGAUGAACGACCGUUGGCGGGAUUACACGCGACUCGCUUGGGAGAUCAGUCCGGUCCUCGUUGUUUUUCUUCCGGUUCGACUGAAGAAUUUGGAAACCAUAGUCAGAGAGGUUACUCGAUUGAUCCGAUUGAAACCAGUCCCUGUGAUGCACGUGCCAGAGGCUCUGCAGUAUCUCGUCACUACGGAAAGCCUGCUGAACGAUGCACCCGAGUUGGUGUACAUGUUAACUUGGGCCGAGGUGUCUCCAAUUCAGGCUCUUGCAUACUUCUCUAGACAGUUUCCGCACCAUCCUAUUUCUGCGCAGUAUGCCGUUCGAGUCUUGGCGAGUUAUCCAGCCGAUGCGGUCCUCUAUUAUAUACCGCAACUCGUGCAAGCGGUUCGACACGAUUCCAUGGGUUACGUGAUCGAGUUCAUAAAGGCAAUCGCAAAACGCUCGCAGAUCGUGGCGCAUCAGUUGAUAUGGAAUAUGCACACGAACAUGUUCAUGGACGAGGACAAGCAAUUGAAGGAUCCAGAUCUCUACGACACUCUGGACUCCCUAGUUAGGAGCAUUCUGAGUUCUCUCUCAGGCCCGGCGAAACAGUUUUACGAGCGAGAAUUUGAUUUCUUCGAUAAAAUCACAAAUAUCUCAGGUGAGAUCAGACCAUACCCGAAGGGGCAUGAACGGAGACAAGCUUGUUUGGAGGCAUUGCGCAGGAUUAAAGUACAGCACGGGUGUUAUUUACCUUCCAAUCCUGAGGCUAUGGUCGUUGAUAUCGACUAUGACAGUGGGCGACCCAUGCAGAGCGCGGCGAAAGCUCCUUUCCUUGCUCGUUUCAAAGUACAGCGUUAUGGGAUCAAAGAGUUGGAGAACAUUGCUAUGAUGGUAUCCGCAAAUGGUUCCAUCGAAUCGAAAGUUAAUGCCGCACCAGAGACAUGGCAAGCGGCUAUAUUCAAAGUCGGGGACGAUGUCAGACAAGACAUGCUAGCCCUUCAAGUAAUCGGGAUUUUCAAAAAUAUUUUUCAAAAAGUUGGUUUGGAUCUCUAUUUGUAUCCGUAUAGAGUGGUCGCAACAGCACCUGGGUGUGGCGUCAUCGAAUGUGUUCCCGACGCAGAGUCACGAGACCAACUUGGAAGACAGACGGACAUUGGCAUGUAUGAAUACUUCAUCACGAAAUACGGAGAUGAACAGACGAAAGAGUUUCAGACAGCAAGGCGAAAUUUCGUCAAGUCAAUGGCAGCGUACAGUGUCAUUACGUAUCUCUUACAGAUCAAAGACCGACACAAUGGCAACAUUAUGUUGGACAAAGAUGGCCACAUAAUACACAUUGAUUUUGGUUUUAUGUUUGAAAGUUCCCCUGGCAGAAAUCUAAGAAUUGAGCCUAAUAUUAAGCUUACGGAUGAGAUGGUAUUGGUGAUGGGUGGAAAGAUGGAAGCCGCACCAUUCCGAUGGUUCAUGGAAUUAUGUGUACAAGCUUUUCUUGCAGUUAGACCAUACCAAGAAGCAAUUAUUUCGCUUGUAUCCUUGAUGCUAGACACUGGUCUACCCUGUUUUCGUGGACAGACAAUCAAGUUGCUUCGCAGCAGGUUCGCCCCAGUGGCCACUGAUCGAGAAGCUUCUGUCUUUAUGUUGAAUAUCAUUCGCAGCAGCUUCCUAAAUUUCCGUACCAAGGCCUACGAUAUAAUACAGUUUCAUCAAAAUCAAAUUCCCUACUAGUUUACGUCCAAUUGUUCAAGUGGAAUAUAUUACGAUCUAAUCACCUUGUCGUACAAGUGUUCCUACAACUGGAAAAUUAAUUGUAUAAUUGUACUGGUAUAUAUGUGUACAAUAGAUUCCAUGACUUCUUGUUGUGUUGUGAAUGUAAAAAUUUAAACAAUGUAACACAUACAUGAAUAUUUAUCAUUGGAUAAGAAUCCACAUGACGAUAUUUGUGAAUUGUAAGCGGUGCGAUACAUUCCAUCAUUUAUUGAUUCUUAUAUUGUAAAUUGUUAACCACUGAACGUUGAAAUAAUAUAUAAAUGUACAUACUAAUAUGAGGAAAA